CCUGGAAGAAUUGCGCUCCGUCAGUGCGCCCUGCCUGCCAGUCGGAGGAUGGGGAUUUUUUUUCCAUUCAUCCACGUCCCCUUUUUCCCUCCUCCUUCUCUCAAACAAGCCAGUCGGUCUGUCAAUGUGCUGCGAGCAUUAGGGCAAGUCAAACCAGUGGGAUUUUGAGGCAGAGAGACGGAUGAGAUAACGAAUGAAGCGCUUUUCCUCCGGCCGAGAAGCGAAUCCAAAUGAUGCGCUACAUCAGAUAGGCGUCGAUUUCCAACCGGGACUGAUGCUCACAACUCGCAUCUUAUUUUUUUAAUCACUUCACAAGUUUCGAGUCGGCCUUUUUGCGACAUUAUGAGAGUGGGGAUGCUUUUCUAGCGCUUUGGUUUGUUUCUCGCAGUUUUCUCGUGCUGUGAAUUGAUUCUUGGACUCCUCAUUGAUUUGGAUCCGGAUUUUUUUUUAUUUUAUUUUCAACAAAUCCAUUGCAUAAGGAUUUGCGGAUUUACAACCCGUGCUGAACCGGUGUGUUUUUUUAUUUUCUAUUUUUACAAAGGAGAAUAAGGAUUGCAAUGCGCAUUGACUAAGCCCACCGAGCAUCAACAUGUCUUUAUGAGGAUGGAGCUGUGGACACGAGUGACAUCUUUUCCGUUUUAAACGUUACCUUCACAGUUUUUGGUCUCAUAUCGACUGUUUUCUUCUCACUGACUCAAUAUAUUUCUUCUCAGUCCAGCCUAAUAUGUUGGAAGGUAGAUCUUCUUUCGAGAAAACAAGGUAAUGGGAGAGAAAUCACACAGAGUCGGCACAGAGAACAAGGGAACAUUGUUCGGAAAAAGACAAUUAGGGCGCACCGAAAGGCAACAGAAAUAGCUCCUGGGUGGCGAUAAAUUUGAGAAAAUUCGAUUCAGUGGAGUUAUAUUUGAGCUGAGGAGCACUGCUUUGGAAAAAGGAGGACUAAUGACAAAUUAAUGGGAAAGUCAUGGGAUUGGCACUGAAAUAGUACGACCGUGGACGCGCAGAAAAACCGUCGUAUUUGGAGAUCCAGACGCACGGAUUGAACAAGUUUCUCCUGCACAUUUCGGUCUGAUUUUGCUUUGAUCCAGUCCAAUUUGAUGAAUAGUGGAUCCAUGAGGUUGUAUACAGCGGGCUUUCACUCCACACUUUGACUGCCUCUACCUAUAGCCUGCUCGGCUGUAGUCGCACAUCCAUUGUUUUGAGAAUCUCCUUGCUACAGCAUUGAAAACACAGAAAAUAUUGCCCAUUGCUUUUAAAUGGGGCUGCAUAUGCUGGGUGUCAGGGUUGAAAUGGCGUGUCGAGGAAGUGGGAAUGGAUUGUGGAUCCUGCUGAUAUUCGUACUGGAUUUACUGGGGACGACGGCCAGCAAUAUGGAGCCCAUCUACUGGAAUUCCCUGAACGAAAGGUUCGGGGACGAUAAGGGCUACGUUCUGUACCCUCAGAUCGGGGACCGGCUGGACCUCAUCUGCCCUCCUCUGGACACCGCCAGGUCCACGCCAGAGUACGAGUUCUACAAGCUCUACCUCGUGUCGUCACGGGAACAGGCGGACCGCUGCGAGGUGAUGGGCCCCCCCAACAUCGUGCUGACCUGCGACGAGCCCACCCGCGAACGUCGCUUUACCAUCAAGUUCCAGGAGUUCUCGCCCAACCUGUGGGGCCACGAGUUCAAGAGCAUGCAUGACUACUACAUCAUCGCUACAUCAGAUGGGACGCGUCAAGGCCUGGAUAGCAUGAGAGGCGGAGUGUGUGCCACGCAAGGCAUGAAGGUGGUCCUGAAAGUGGGGCAGAGCCAAUAUGGGCUUCCUCCAAAGAAGGAGCCGCCAGCGGGACGCACCACCAGCAGAAACCCAGGCGGAGCAGGGAACUCCACCCAGUCUCGAGGACCCAACAGCUUCGGGAGCGAGGGCAGCGGGGAGAACGGGCCCCUUCAACCCUCCAACAUCGCCCUCAUCGCCGGCGCCGCGGGAGGCUCCGCCUUCCUCCUGCUCGUCACGGCCGUCAUCUGCGUGGUGUGUUACAGGCGGCGGCAUGCCAAGCACUCGGACACCCACCACCCUCCACUGUCGCUGUCAUCGCUCACCAGCCCCAAAAGGGGAGGGGGCGGGGGCAUCAGCAGCUCCAACAACAAUGGUUCCGAGCCCAGCGACAUCAUCAUCCCCCUGCGGACGUCGGACUCGGCCUACUGCCCGCACUACGAGAAGGUGAGCGGAGACUACGGACACCCCGUCUACAUCGUCCAGGAGAUGCCGCCUCAGAGCCCAGCCAACAUCUACUACAAAGUAUGAGACGGCCACCGCUACGGCCGACUGGACACAUCCACCUCCCUCUACCCAUUACCGACCAAUCCUCUGCUCCAAAUGAAGCCACAGCAAAGCUCGCCAUCACAGCUUCGACCCUGAACCCCUCAAUACUACCAGUAUUGUCCCAUGGACCCACCCAACCCCCACUCACUGCCCCGUGAGCCCGGCCACAGUUGUGUUUCUAGCUGAAUAAACCACCCCACCCCAUUCUCACACAACUGGGCCACCAAGUGUGUGUUAAGGGCAAAGUCGUAGCCCUUCUUAACAAGGCCCUCACGAAUGGGCAAGAGCCUCUGAGUGCCCCCUUGUUGUUAACUCAGAUCUAAACGAGACCCACCAGUGCUGAAUAGAAAAGUGGUCCCCAUAACACCAGUAUGUGUACGUGUGUGUGGCCACACACUUUAUUUCUAGGAGUAUGGACCUGGCGUUGGGACUUGAGAUGUUUUACAAAAGAGAAAAAAAAGAGAAAGAAAAGGACUAAAAAAAAACUACACCCUUGAUCCCACUUAGCGCCAGAGAACUCUGAUCCCAGAGGCCAUACCUGCCUAGCCCCCCGCCCCACCCCCUCAGAGCGCCAUCAGCCAACCAGAGACCGGCCCCUGCCACUAACUCACCAAUAGGAUUCUAGUUUGUUUGUGUUUGUUUCUCCUGAGAAAACUAGGGGCCUCGGACUCACCCAAUCAGCAAGCCCGGGCGGCGGUCACAUGACCAGGCCCAGGCCUGAGGAGGCCUGACCAAUCGGUGACACUCAGAAUCUUGUAUAUUUUAAUAAUGUGUGUGUGCGUGAGUGUGACUGUGCGAGUGAGCAUACAACUUGGAUAAUAAUUAUGGCGCUGCUGCUCCACAUUAGACGUGUGUGUGCAGUUAGUGUGCUUCAGUACAGCAAGUUUGCAUAUGAGUUUGCAUAUGCGCGCGUGGGGUUUAGUUUGUGUGUGCGUGUGCGCUUUGUGUGUGAGUGACUGUGCGUACGCGUGCGUUCUUUAGACUUGUCUUAAAUACCAAAACACAAAAUAGUGAGCGAAUAUCAAAAAAGUGAGAUUUUUUAUCGCUAUCAACACUUAUAGAUUAUAUAUAUGAAUAUCCAGUAAAUAAUUUCUAGAUGUUUCUUUUCUGUUUUUUAUUAUUUUUACCCACUCUGUUAAACUACACUUCUGCUAGACAUUUUUUAUCUGCUGUUUUUGUUUUUCACAACUUAGAACGACCUUCCUUUUCCCUUUGCGUUGUAUAUUAAUUUAAUCCCUUUUUUAAUUUUCCUGGCGAACAGAGGUUGUGUCUCUCUUCCUCUCUUCCCUCUCUCAUUCACUCCCUCCCUCCCCCUUUUUCUCCCCUCCCCUCCCCUCCCACCCCUCUAGGGUCUCCGAACUCUGUGUAUAUUUUUAUAGCUCCUUGUACUAUGCUGUAGUUUUGAAGUUUAGACCUCGUUUGUGGAAGUGUUGAGGUAGAACCAUCUAUGAAAGUUUUUUUUUUUUUUUUUUUUUCAAACGCUUUUUUUGAAACGCAGAAAAGAAGUGAGGGGUGGGGAAGGGUGGGGAAGAGGGUGGGAGGGUGAGAGGGGAUGAAAUGAAAAAGAAGAAUAAAGGGAAAAGAACAGGGCAAGAGAGAGUGCUGUCUGGGGAGGAGGAAUAAAGCGGCGUCUGAAUGCAGAACUUUAAAAAAAAAGAGAGAAAGAGAGGAAGGGAGGGAGGGAGGGAGACAAGGAAAAGAAAAGACUGUGAAGGAAUUGCACACUAAAGAAAAAGAAGCUGAGGGGAGGGGAGGAUGGGAGCGGCAGGAGUGAGAGAUGAAGGAUCCUAAGGAAAGAAGGAAGGAUGGAGAGUGGCUGGCAAAGGAGAGAAACAUUUUCUAUGAACGGAGGGUCCCGGCCUCCUCGACGGAGGCCAUGGACCGACAGCCAAAACGGAUUUCGAAGGAACUUUAACCAUGGAAAGGAGAGAUCUCAUCACACACACACAUCUGCUGUGACCCAGUCACACUAAAUGUUAACAUGAGGUGGCACAUUUCAGAUUUGCUCCUUUUUUCCGCCAAAAUUUGUGUUGAAAUGCAUCUCUGUAUCGCACACACACUCGUUUAAAGGCACACACACUGCUAGCUGCGGACACACAUACAGAAGACCCCCCCUCCAGCGGUACACACUCAGUUUGAUACACACAAACCCUCCCACGCAACCUAACACAAAUUUCACACCUUUUAAUGACUGUCACAAAUGCCUACUGAUUACAUACAUUCUGUGUCGCUACCGCUUGCUUUCUCACACACUUUUCACCCACACUUCGACAGAAAUGCUGAUUGCUUUCAUAUGACUCUGUUUCUGUGAUUAAGACUAACCCCGACGGACAUGGGAGGGAUGAAAAGAGCGCUUGUGUGCGGUGUGUUUUCUCCUCUCUUUCACACACCCUCACGCCCUCACAUACACACACACACACACACACACACACACACGCUAGUGCCCAGCACCUCAACCUUCGAGGGCAAUAACACAACUCUGUGUUCAGAGGUGCAAUAUGUUCACAUGUGCAUACUUAAAAAAAAAACGAACCUGUUUUGUGUUGCUCAAACAUGUUUAUGGCUUAUGUGUAAAAUGGGUGGCAGUGGAGCUUUUCUUUUCUUCACACACAAACACACACACGGUGAUGUAGCCAUGUUUUCUGUGUGAAACCAGUGUUAAAUCUGGACCUUAAACAUUUCUCAACUGUGUUUUGUACCUAACAUCAUAUAAUGAGAUAUCUUUUAAGUGUCACAUUCGUCUGAAAUGGCUUUGUUCAACACAUGAUAUGUUUUUAUACCAUGAUUGAGUCUGGAUUGUAUUUGACUGUAUCAAAAUUGAUUUUCAAAGAUGAAAUGAGGUGGCAAACACCUCAAAUUCUUCUUUUUGUACAACUGCCGACUUGUGUUUUUCCUUUUUUUUUUAUG
Molecule: messenger RNA, 5210 nt
Organism: Centropristis striata (black sea bass)
Lineage: Eukaryota; Metazoa; Chordata; Actinopteri; Perciformes; Serranidae
Gene: efnb3b
Product: ephrin-B3b
Biological process (GO): axon guidance; ephrin receptor signaling pathway
Cellular component (GO): plasma membrane
Molecular function (GO): ephrin receptor binding
Source: RefSeq, a predicted model, not a curated record